UUAAGCGGUAUGAGGUGGUACCUCAUUGUAAUUUUGAUUUGCAUUUCUCUGAUUAUUAGCAAUGAUGAGCAUAAUUUUGUGUGCCUGUCAGCCUGUAUGCCUGUGUCUGUCUUCUUUGGAAAAACGUCUAUUUAGAUCUUCUGCCCAUUCUUCAAUUAAGUUUGUUCAUUUUUUAUUAUUGAAUUGCAUGAGCUGCAAACAGAUUAAUUUCACAUGUCUUCCUGGUAUUAUAGUUCUGUUCCAGCUAGUACACACUUCUAGAAGUCACCCUAAUCCUGCAUUUCAGUUGAUCAUGGACUCCCUGGACAGCACCUGCCAUGUCUGAGGCACUGCACUUGACUUCUGUCUUGGCUCCCCCAGGCUGUGUGAGGCUUCUGCUAUGACUGCAGUCUCUUCUCGGAGCCAGGACUGCCGCUCGCCGCCCCGGCCACGCCAGGUCCCCGCUCUGCGCCCGCUGUCCCCGGCGCCCGUGUCAGCAUGGGCAGUGUCAGCAGCCUCAUCUCCGGCCACGGCUUCCACAGCAAGCACUGCCGGGCCUCGCAGUACAAGCUGCGCAAGUCUUCCCACCUCAAGAAGCUCAACCGCUAUUCAGACGGGCUGCUGAGGUUUGGCUUCUCCCAGGACUCGGGGCAUGGCAAGUCCAGCUCCAAAAUGGGCAAGAGCGAAGACUUCUUCUACAUCAAGGUCAGCCAGAAGGCCCGGGGCUCCCACCGCCCUGAUUACACGGCACUGUCCAGUGGGGACCUAGGGGGCCAGGCAGGGGUGGACUUCGACCCAUCCACCCCACCGAAGCUCAUGCCUUUCUCCAAUCAGCUGGAGAUGGGUUCCGAGAAGGGUGCCGUGAGACCCACGGCCUUCAAGCCAGUGCUGCCACGGUCAGGCGCCAUCCUCCACUCAUCGCCUGAGAGCACUGGCCACCAGCUGCAUCCCGUGCCUCUGGACAAGCCCAAGGAGCAGGAGCUGAAGCCCAGCCUGUGCUCUGGGGCACUGUCCGACUCCGGCCGGAACUCCAUGUCCAGCCUGCCCACCCACAGUACCAGCAGCAGCUACCAGCUGGACCCGCUGGUCACUCCGGUGGGGCCCGCCAGCCGGUUUGGGGGCUCAGCCCACAACAUCACACAGGGCAUUGUCCUCCAGGACAGCAACAUGAUGAGCCUGAAGGCCCUGUCUUUCUCUGACGGGGGCAGCAAGCUGGCCCACGCAAGCAAGGACAAGGGCUCCGUGCGCUCCCCCAUCUCCACGGACCAGUGCACCAUCCAGGAGCUGGAGAAACAGCUGCUGGGGAGGGAGGGCGAGCUGCGGAGGCUGCACCGCAGCUUCGAGGAGAAGGAGCCGGCCGCCAGCCAGCCUCACGAGGAGCGGCCGCGGCGUGGCAAGGACGAGCUGGAGGGGCUGGAGGCCAAGGGCAAGCUGAAGGUGGCCGCGCAGAAGAGCCAGCGCGCCCAGCAGGUCCUGCAUCUCCAGGUGCUCCAGCUGCAGCAGGAGAAACGGCAGCUCCGGCAGGAGCUCGAGAGCCUCAUGAAGGAGCAGGAUCUGCUGGAGACCAAACUCAGGUCUUACGAAAAGGAGAAGACCAGCUUUGCCCCCGCACUGGAGGAGACGCAGUGGGAGGUGUGCCAGAAGUCCGGCGAGAUCUCCCUCCUGAAGCAGCAGCUGAAGGAGUCCCAGACAGAGAUCAACGCCAAGGCCAGCGAGAUCCUCAACCUGAAGGCCCAGCUGAAGGACACGCGGGGUCGGCUGGAGGGUUUGGAGCUGAAGACGCAGGACUUGGAGAGCGCGCUGCGCACCAAGGGCCUGGAGCUGGAGGUCUGCGAAAACGAGCUGCAGCGCAAGAAGAACGAGGCGGAGCUGCUGCGGGAGAAGGUGAACCUGCUGGAGCAGGAGCUGCUGGAGCUGCGGGCCCAGGCCGCCCUGCAGCGGAGCCGGGACGCGGCCGCGCUGGGUCCCGCCCCCGCGGACGACGUGCCCGCCCUGCAGCGCGAGCUGGAGCGGCUGCGCGCGGAGCUCCAGGAGGAGCGGCAGGGGCACGACCAGAUGUCGUCCGGCUUCCAGCACGAGCGGCUGGUGUGGAAGGAGGAGAAGGAGAAAGUGAUCCAGUACCAGAAGCAGCUGCAGCAGGGCUACCUGGCCAUGUACCUAGCAACCCUGCAGCCGGCCAGACCUCCAGCUUUGCCAAGAGAGGAGUCCUGGGAUCAUCAAGAUUUGCCGUUCACCUCGCCAGCCAGCUCCUUGGCCUAUUACACACGGCCUCAUUGGCUGGAGACCAGGGUGGCUAUUGUCACCACCCCCAGGCCUCCCAGCUAG
Messenger RNA from Odocoileus virginianus texanus, 2304 nucleotides. The record is from RefSeq and is a predicted model, not a curated record. Lineage: Eukaryota; Metazoa; Chordata; Mammalia; Artiodactyla; Cervidae.